Vanrija pseudolonga is the source of this 2107-nucleotide messenger RNA. It is a transcript of the gene MET12, whose product is annotated as Methylenetetrahydrofolate reductase 1. Gene Ontology annotation, cellular component: cytosol. Gene Ontology annotation, molecular function: FAD binding; methylenetetrahydrofolate reductase [NAD(P)H] activity. The transcript has 4 exons. Gene Ontology annotation, biological process: tetrahydrofolate interconversion. NCBI's taxonomy places the organism in Eukaryota, Fungi, Basidiomycota, Tremellomycetes, Trichosporonales, Trichosporonaceae. The coding region runs from base 97 to 2001 and encodes 634 amino acids. The record is from RefSeq and is a predicted model, not a curated record.
AUCUCAAUCUGCACUACCUCAUCUCCAUUUAACCCCAGUCUACAGCAGGACCAAAGCCCACCAGAGCAACCGCGGCACUCCCGCCACCCUCUCACCAUGCCCCACCUCACUCACCUCAUCACCUCGAGGCAGGGCCCGUUCCACACGUACGAGUUCUUCCCGCCGCGCACAGAGCCAGGUCUUGCCAACCUCCUCGACCGUAUCGGCCGCCUCUCGGCUGCCCCUCUCAAUGCGCCGCUCGCCGUUUCGGUCACCUGGGGCGCGGGCGGCUCGACAGCCGACCGCUCCCUCGACCUCGCUGAGGCCAUUGUCAAGAUGGGCAUCGAGGUCAUCCUCCACUUGACGUGCACCAACAUGCCGAUUGAAAAGGUGGACAAGGCUCUGCAGCGCUGCCGCGACAUUGGGAUCCAGAACAUCCUCGCCCUCCGAGGUGACGCGCCCCGCGGUGACGAGUACGCCGUCGACGCGAAUGACAACUUUGACGAGUUUGAACAUGCCGAUGAUCUCAUCCGCUACAUUCGCAAGCAGCACGGUGACUACUUCUGCAUCGGUGUUGCAGGCUACCCCACUCCUCACCCCGACUCGGAGAGUGCCGAGUCGGACCUGCAUUACCUCAAGGCCAAGGUCGAUGCCGGUGCCGACUUUAUCAUCACCCAGCUGUUCUACGACAUUGGCGAGUUUGAGCGCUGGGUAAUUGGUGUGCGCGGAGCUGGCAUCGACAUCCCCAUCCUCCCCGGUGUUAUGCCGAUCCAGAACUUUGCCUCGUUCCGCCGCUUGGCCAACUUGACAAAGUGCUCGGUGCCCCCUAACAUCUUCACGGAUCUGGAGCGCAUCAAGGCCGACGACGCCGCGGUCAAGCAGUACGGUGUGCGCCUUGCAACCACCAUGGUGAACCGCCUCAUUGCGUCUGGCCUUGUCAACGGCGUCCACUUCUGCACUCUCAACUUGGAGAAGUCUGUCCGCACGAUUUUGGAAAAGCUCGGCUGGCUCGCUGGCGGAGGUUCCGGUGGGAUCGGGCACAACCAGGUUAUCCUCGACGACGCCCAGGCUGCCCGGCGCCAGCUCGACCAGCACUCCAUCUCGCCCUCUGACGCCAGCCAGCUGGCGCAGUGGGGCCUUGCGCGUGCCCAUGAACAGCAGGCGCGCCAGGCCGCGCAGGCCAAGCCGCCGCCUCCCGCGCUCGGUGAGGACGCAUGGGACGAGUUCCCGAACGGUCGUUUCACCGACGUCCGCAGUCCAGCCUACGGUGAAAUCGACGGCUGGGGAAGCGGAUUAAAGACGACAGUGAGUGGGCUGUAUGGCCGUUCAGCGAGCACCGCUGACGACCGCCAGCCUGCUCAGGCCCUCAAGGACUGGGGAACACCAGCCACGACUGAUGACCUGGCGGCGCUGUUCACGAGGUAUCUCAAGGGAGAUCCUUCGACGCCGACCACACCAUUCUGUGACCUGCCAUUGUCGCCCGAGUCGUCCAUCAUUUUGGACCACCUCGUGGCUCUCAACGGAGCGGGGAAGCGGUACUGGACCGUCGGAUCGCAGCCGGCCGUCGACUCGGCGCCUAGCGACGACCCUCUGCACGGUUGGGGUCCCGCAGGUGGCUAUGUGUGGCAGAAGGCCUUUGUCGAGUUCUUCGUGCCCGCGUCCGAGGUCGACCGCCUCCAGGAGAAGCUUGUCAAGCUCAAGGAUGGCGAAAUCACCUUCUACGCGUCCAAUAAGAAGGGCGAGUACACGAGCAACGUCGCCAAGGACUCGGUCAACGCCGUGACUUGGGCUGCGUUCCCCGGCCAGGAGAUUGUGCAGUCGACCAUCAUCGAGGAGAUUUCCUUCUUGGCGUGGAAGGAGGAGGCGUUUGACAUCUGGAACGAGUGGUCGCUGCUGUACCCGCGUAACUCGCCCGCUCGCAAGCUCCUCGACGAGAUCAGCAACGAGUGGUGGCUCGUGAGCUUGAUUCACCACGACUACAAGGACUCGGAGGGAUUGUGGCGUUUCCUGCUCGACAACUAGCCUCAUUAUCAUAGAAAACUGUGCCGCACUCGUUUGGGAGGCGCGGGACGAACCCAGGAGAAUUGUUCAACCAUCAUUAUUGUAACCCCAGCAUGACAUGCAAGAC